CUUCUUCUUCACGUUCCGUUCUUUGUUGUCUGGUUCCGUUUCAGCGUCUGGUUCCUUGCUUCAGCGUCUGGCUGAUGUUCAUCUCCUCUCUCGCGACUGGUUGUGUUUCGAAAUUGAAUUCCUUUAUAGUUUCAGCAAAGGUAUGGCUAAAAGAAAGAGACAUUGUCGCAAGACUUCUUCUUCAUCAACAACACCCCAACAAUCUGAUUCAGCAACAACACCCCAACAAUCUGACCAUGUGCAGCAGCAUAGAGCACCUAUAAUCAAUGAGGUUCCAAAUCAACAGCCCACACAACGUGCUUGGAAGUCUACAAAAAAAUGGGACGUGGACCUUAUUGAUGAUGAGGGGGCUAUUACUUUUCAUAGUUUACUAUGCGAUGAUUUGAAGUUUGAUCUUCCAGGAGGUAGGAAAAUUGUUGUACAAUGGGAUGAGCUUGGUCGACCUGUUGGAAAUGGUGCUGGACUUUUGGGAGUAUUUUUAGGGGUAUUUGCAUCUAGUGCUGCUAAAUUACCAAUCACCUAUGUGAGAUGGCCAGAUGUUGCUAAAGUACACAACGAUCAGGUUUGGGCCACCAUAAAGGAAAAAUUUCAAGUCAAAGAGGAUGGACAUAAAAAAUUCAUACUGGAAAGUCUAGGGAAGAAAUGGAGAGACUAUCGUAGUAGAAUGUUUGUUGAAUGUUAUGAUGAGAAACUAUAUUGGGAAACAAAUCUUCAGGAACGCCCUGAAGGUGUUCCGUUGGAUCAAUGAGUCUCUUACCUACUGUAUAAAUUGUCUAAGAAAGGGAAGUCUUAUUCUGAGAAGAACAUUGCUAACCGACGCAAGCAGAAGAUCCCUCAUACACUCGGGUCUAAAUCUAUUGCAAGGAAACAAUAUGAGUUGGAAUCUCAAACUGGUAGACCAUAUAGUAGGUUAGAAAUGUACACU
This is a messenger RNA of Lotus japonicus, 925 nucleotides long. RefSeq lists its product as uncharacterized. The transcript is spliced from 8 exons. Lineage: Eukaryota; Viridiplantae; Streptophyta; Magnoliopsida; Fabales; Fabaceae. The record is from RefSeq and is a predicted model, not a curated record. Bases 143 to 748 code for a protein of 201 amino acids.